AUAUAAAUAUGCCCUUGAUUUCCACAUCCGUCUCUUGAAAUUAAAGUCGUUCAGCUGAUCACAUCAAUUAGUACUCUUUAUCUACAAAUUUGGAAUCCCAUUUUUCCUUCUUUCUUUCUACACUCACCCCAAAUACUCUCUUUUUCUCUACUGUCAUUUCAUAUCUUACUUUCUUACUUACCAAAAUUUCUUGCAAGUUGCAACACAUUUGUUGGAUAAUCUCUUCUUCUUCUUCUUCUUCUUCUUCUUCUUCAUUUCUCAACUUUUAACAAACUUAUAUAUAAAUCUUACUCUAACAACAUAGCAUCUCAAAGAAACAAAAAUUUUAUUGUUAGUUUAUGGCAAGGGUAAUUUCACCCCUGAACCAAGUUAGGGGAUCAUUUAUUCUCUUCAUUAACUUAUCUUUCCUUUUCUUACUCGCUUUCUACUUAGCAAUUCUCCUCUUCUCUUCCAAUUCCCAUCUUCUUCAUCAUCAAUCCAAAACAUCACCAAAUCAUGUUGAGAAAUUGGAUGGAAGUGUAAAUUGUAGUCAAGUUCAUCAUUUUCAUAGUUACCAAGAGAAGUGUGAAUAUGUGAAAUCUACUAAAGGGUGCAAACCAGGCGGAUACAUAAAUUAUCUUCAAAUAUUCUACUGCAUCUGUGGUUCAAGUCCUGGUUUAGGCUACACCGUACUCAUUCUAUGGCUUAUUUUGUUAUUCUAUUUAUUAGCUAAUACGGCUGCAAAUUACUUCUGUUCUUCAUUAGAGAGUUUAUCAAAAAUCCUGCAACUUUCUCCUACCAUAGCCGGUGUUACUUUGCUUUCUUUGGGUAAUGGUGCACCAGAUGUAUUUGCUAGUCUCGCUUCCUUCAUGGGAACCACCGGAUCCGGUGGCGUCGGUCUUAAUAGCGUAUUGGGUGGAGCUUUCUUUGUGUCGAGUGUGGUUGUGGGGGUGAUUAGUAUUUCUAUAAGCUCUAAAGGGGUAUCGGUUGAUAAAUCGAGUUUCAUUAGAGAUAUUCUGUUCUUCCUCCUUACACUUGGUUCAUUGCUAGCGAUUGUGAUUGUUGGAGCGAUAAACAUAUGGGGAGCCAUUGCUUUUGUCUCUCUUUACUUCAUUUAUGUCUUCAUCGUCUCUACGGCACAUAUAUGCCGGAAAAAGGAUAUCAAGGUCAGUAAUAUCUUUGAUAUUUCUCCUAUCACUAGAACUCUUUUUGCAUAUGACCCCAAUGAACAAUUUGGGGAGUUUAGUACGCCGUUGCUAGGUAAUGUCAGUAGUGAUGAUGUCGAAAAACUUGGUUCAGUCCAAAAAUGUAUUGUUAUUAAUGAAGAUGAAGAUAGAGAGGAUAAUCAGAAUGGAUCAACUAUAAAUUGUUUCGGGUUAUUUGAUACGUCGGUUUGGAAUUACUUCAGCUGGUUUCUAUAUAUCAUAGAAUUACCCAUUUACUUACCAAGAAGAAUGACAAUUCCUGUUGUCAGUGAAGAGAGAUGGUCCAAGUUUUUUGGAGUUGUUUCAGUUGCAUUGGCACCGAUCUUAUUGGUUGUUUUAUGGGUUACUCAGAACAAAGCCUUGGGUUACAACCGCAGCUUAAUGGUUUACUUAGCUGGUGGAUUAGUAGGAAUUGUGUUCGGAACAAUUGCAUUUGUGACUACUAAGAGUGCAAACCCUCCAAAGAGAUGUUUACUUCCUUGGUUGGUCGGAGGAUUCUUAAUGAGUGUGGCUUGGACUUAUAUUAUAGCCGACGAACUGGUUUCACUGCUGGUCUCGCUUGGAAGCAUAUUUGGGAUAAGUCCUUCAAUUCUAGGGUUAACUCUACUUGCUUGGGGGAAUUCAAUUGGGGAUUUAGUAGCAAAUGUUGCAAUGGCAGUGAACGGUGAUCAAGAUGGUGCUCAGAUUGCAAUUUCAGCUUGUUACAAUGCCACACCAACACAAGAUAGGAACACUAUUGGAGUGGAUGAAUGUUUGUUGUGAAUCUGUCUGGAGAUCAAUUUAGGAAUGGAAUAAGAAGAAGCCUACGUAAGAAUGCUGCAAUCAAAUGGAAGGUAUGGGACAUUAUAUGCAAAUGAUGGACUGUUUGGAUUAAAAGGAAUGAUAGGUAUUUCAAUGGCAAGUAUAACACUUUAAACAACAUUAUUGAAAAAGUGAAGACUUUCAUUUUUAAUCGGUAUGUGCGUACUUGUAUUUUUGAGGAUUAUUCUAUUAGAGAUGCUAUGCAAAAUUGAGAUGCAGUUCUAGGUCAUAGGUAAUGUGUGUCAGCUCUAUGAUUGAGCUUUUGUAAAUCUUUUACACAGUUUUUGCACCUAAAAUUCUAAACGUACCGUGAGUUUUAGACAAAAAAAAACGUCUAGACACAGAGUGCACCCCAUAAACUUGGACCCCUGUAAAUCCUCCUAGGUGGGGCCACCCAAAUGUGUCUAAGCGGUUUCAAAUUUGUUUAAAUCCACGGUUCGUUUAGAACCUCUGUUUUUGCACCUUC
Molecule: messenger RNA, 2451 nt
Organism: Papaver somniferum (opium poppy)
Lineage: Eukaryota; Viridiplantae; Streptophyta; Magnoliopsida; Ranunculales; Papaveraceae
Product: cation/calcium exchanger 1-like
Exons: 3
Coding region: 339-1946 (535 amino acids)
Biological process (GO): monoatomic cation transport; transmembrane transport
Cellular component (GO): membrane
Molecular function (GO): monoatomic cation transmembrane transporter activity
Source: RefSeq, a predicted model, not a curated record